Messenger RNA from Bombyx mandarina (wild silkworm), 501 nucleotides. RefSeq lists its product as hypothetical. The record is from RefSeq and is a predicted model, not a curated record. NCBI's taxonomy places the organism in Eukaryota, Metazoa, Arthropoda, Insecta, Lepidoptera, Bombycidae.
UGUUGAGAAUUACACACGCAACACAGACCACUUACAGAAUGAUGAAGCUGGUGGUGUUGUCCUGCAUGUUGGCGGCCGUAUAUGGCGGACCCGUGGCGCCCAUCACCUACACCGCACCGCCUGCAUACAUCGCACCGUUGAUCGCGCUUUUCGGCAACUACAGAGGGCCGCUGUCCCUUGCCCCCGGCCAGCCCGCCAACGUCCUCGGCGCCGACGGCAGGCCCCUCGACACUCUCGACGUUAACUUGGACCGCGCGGCGCACUACACCAGCAAAGCUCUCGGCGUCCACCUGUUGAAGAAGCGCUCUGCCAUCAUCGCACCCAUCAGCACUGUCGCCGUCGCACACUCACCACUGAUCACCCCGGCCGCUCACAUCGCCUACAGCGCUCCCCUCGCUACUGCCCACUAUGCGCCUCUAACCUACGCUGCUCGCCCCAUUGUGCACUGGUAGAAACAAGCGUAUAUUGUCCACAAUUGCAAAUAAAUAAUUCACGCAAGGC